GUACUUUUUUAAUGUUGCUGACGAGACGCUCGCUCAAGCAUCGGUGACCGUACAUUUACGAAUGGACGGCAUGAAUUUGACAUCAAACCAUAUUCUAACUAGUCCGAAUCCUUUCAACGAAUGCUUAUUUUUACAAGGCUAUUAGAACGUUAUACAUAUAGUUCAGUUUAGCCGUGUGUAGCAUAGACAUGGCGUCUUGAGCUAUGUGAAAAUGGCUCUAUAACACGGUGUUGUGGAGGGCGCGGUCCAUUCAACAAGGAGCUGUGGACACCAGCAGGCAGGAUGGAGGAGAAGAAACGCACCAUCCGGAUCAUUGAAUGGGAGGACCUGGACAAGAAAAAGUUCUACUCCCUGGGUGUGUUCAUGACCAUGACCACCAGGGCCACAGUCUACCCGUUCACCCUCAUCCGCACCCGGCUGCAGGUGCAGAAGGGCAAGUCCCUCUACACAGGCACCUUUGACGCCUUCUACAAGAUCCUGAAGGCGGAGGGCCCGCGAGGCCUCUACCGAGGCUUUAUGGUUAACACCUUCACCUUGAUCUCAGGCCAGGCCUACAUCACCACCUAUGAACUGGUAAGGAAGUACGUGUCCCAAUAUUCCAGCAAUAACACAGUGAAGUCUCUGUGGGCAGGGGGAGCGGCGUCCCUGGUGGCCCAGACCAUCACUGUGCCCAUAGAUAUGGUCUCUCAGCAGCUCAUGAUGCAAGGCCAGGUGGGACACCUGAGCCGCUUCAAGGUCAAACCCAAAAUAAUGGUGGCGACAUCCAAGAGCAAAGUGACUUUCGGACAAACCAGGGACAUUGUGGUGCAGAUAUGUGCCGCUGAUGGUUUCCGGGGAUUUUACCGGGGAUACGUGGCAUCCCUCCUCACCUACAUCCCCAAUAGUGCGGUGUGGUGGCCUUUUUAUCAUUUUUAUGCAGAGAACCUUUCCAAACUAGCCCCCAGUGAUUGUCCUCACCUGCUUCUGCAGGCUAUCGCUGGGCCAAUGGCAGCAGCCACAGCCUCCACCAUCACCAAUCCCAUGGAUGUUGUGCGGGCCAGAGUGCAGGUGGAGGGCAGGUCAUCGGUCAUUGCAACCUUCAAGCAGCUGCUGGCAGAGGAAGGACCCUGGGGGAUGACUAAAGGGUUGUCUGCCCGCAUUAUCUCCUCCACCCCCACGGCCGUGGUCAUCGUGGUGGGCUACGAGACCCUCAAGAGACUGAGCCUGCGGCCUGAGCUGGUCAACUCUAGACACUGGUAAAUACCAGAGGGACAACCAGGGACAGACCCGGGCUAGACUGGGCCAGGUAGCCAGGACACUGUCAAACACAGACAAAACAUGGCUACCUGGUCUCACAUAUUGCCGAUUCGGAUUAGCCUUUGAAAAAACUGUUGCCUUUUUUAUGUUUUAAUGUGAGGUUGGUGGAUUUUAUCAUGCUGUUUGGGCAGAGGAAUUAUGAUUCAUACCUUUUCUGUUUUCAGGGAGUACAUCUGUAGAUAUUGGAACUUGUCAAUUAGAGGUAUGGAGAAAAAUGUGUGCGUUGUUGCAGCAGAGUAAGCAAAUUAAAGUGUAAUUAAUAAGGAGAGUCGUGUAAUUUACCAAUUAUAAGGCUUGGUAAGUUUGUCACUGGGUUAAACUGGUUUUCAAAAUGGACUCUCACAAACCCUCUGUUGCCCUUAAAAUAAUUGUGUUUGUUAACUUUAAAUGGUACAUGUUUGUCAGCUUUGUAUUGUUCAUGUAUUCACCCAAUGGUUGCGUUUCACUGGCAAAGGUAAUGUAGACAACCCUGCUGAGAGCCUGUCAACAGGGCAGGUUAUUACAUUCAACAAACAAGUUCUCUUCCUUUGGUGAGAAAGGACCAGGGCUAUGUUGAAUAAGAGCAGAGCUGCUCUCUAGUACCCUUUUUCUCUGAAUAUGAUUUGUGUAAAGCAAGUUAUUCAAAGUAGGCUUGGGAAAUGCUUGCCCUCAAUGCUUGUGGACUGUUGGGAAUAGUACACUAUAUACAAAAGUAUGUGGACCACCUUUCAAAUUAGUGGAUUGGGCUAGUUCAGCUCUACCAGUUGCUGACAGGUGUAUCAAAUUGAGCACACAGCCAUGCAAUCUCCAUAGACAAACACUGGCAGUAGAAUUGCCUGAAGAGCUCAAUGACUUUCAACGUGGUACUGUCAUAAGAUGCCCCCUUAAAUUUCUACCCUGCUUAACUGUAAGUGCUGUUAGUGUGAGGUGGAAACAUCUAGGAGCAACAACAGCUCAGCCGCAAAGUGGUAAGCCAUACAAGCUCACAGAAUGGGACCGCUGAAGUGCGUAGCGUGUAAAAAUAAUCUGUCCUCGGCUGCAACACACUAUCAAGUUCCAUGCUGCCUCUGGAAGCAACAAAAUAACUUAAGCUUGUGUGCGGGUGUCUUUUUACCUUUAACUAGGCAAGUCAGUUAAGAACAAAUUCUUAUUUUCAAUGACGGCCUAGGAACAGAACAUUUCAUGAAGCUCCAGACUAAGAUCACCAUGCGCAAUGCCAAGCUUGCUGCCAUUUGACUCUGGAGCAGUGGAAAUGCGUCACCAUCUGGCAGUCCGAUGGAUGAGUCUGGGUUUGGAGGAUGCCAGAAGAACGCUACUUGCCCGAAUGCAUAGUGCCAACUGUAAAGUUUGGUGGAGUCCCCGCAGAAAUGUUCCAACAUCUAGUGCAAAGUCUUCCCAGAGUGGAGGCAAUUACAGCAGGAUACGAACUCCAUAUGAAUGUCCAUGAUUUUGAAAUUAAUGUUCAACAAGCAGGUGUCCACAUACUUUUGUCCUGAAACAUGCCACAAUAAAAUGCUAUAUGAAGUGUGUCUUGGCCAAAAUUAAAUUGAGCAAUUUGAUUAAUGGUUUCUAAAUGUACUACAUUUCAUGGAGUAUAAGGUUGUGUUUUGAAUAUUUCCUUUUUUUCUGUAAGUUGUAGACUGAACUGUUGCACUUAAUUGAUUUUAGUUCAUGAAAUUAACCUUGUUUGUAAGCAUUCACGCAUUAUGAAUUUGCCCAUUGCUCAUACCUUCCUCAAAUAUGAGUGGUGAUAUUUGGCACCAUGCUCAGUUGUGAAGUAUACCCAUGUUAACUGGAUAGGGUGUUCUGAUGUCUUCAAUGAGUUUCAAUUAGCAACAAUUUCAGGUCACAACUGUGUUUUGGAUAAAUAAAGUAAAUAGAUUUGCACAAGUUAUUUUAACUUAAUGGAAAAUGUAAAAUACUGUCACAGCACACCCAAACCUUUAACUUUCUCCUAAUGCUUAGCAAAAAAAUCAUAACUCAUGAAUUUCAAGGUCAUUGACAGUUUGUACAAUAAAUUGGACUUCACACUUUCA
Molecule: messenger RNA, 3311 nt
Organism: Oncorhynchus nerka (sockeye salmon)
Lineage: Eukaryota; Metazoa; Chordata; Actinopteri; Salmoniformes; Salmonidae
Gene: slc25a44a
Product: solute carrier family 25 member 44a
Exons: 4
Coding region: 283-1239 (318 amino acids)
Biological process (GO): branched-chain amino acid transport; branched-chain amino acid catabolic process; transmembrane transport
Cellular component (GO): mitochondrion
Molecular function (GO): branched-chain amino acid transmembrane transporter activity
Source: RefSeq, a predicted model, not a curated record